AAGCAUUAUUGCCCCAAGCACAGAAUGCUGAUUUCGAUGCUGACGUACAACUCAUUUAGAUGAUUUUUAGAGUAUUACACGGACAAAGGUGGAAAAAGGUGACAAUAUCAGCAAAUGCCUCGACAUUAUCAAGAUCUCAGGAGCAAGAGUCGUUCCGGAACUCCCUACAUUGUAUCAUUGAUUCAUAUAUCAAAAGCCCUAAAUUUGAUGAAGCGCCUGAAGUAGUUACGUGGAUAAAAAAGAUUUACGACCACAAUCUAGUAAAAGGAAAAAAUAAUCGUGGAUUAGCAACAGUGUAUGCAUACGAAAUAUUGGAGAGACCAGAAAACAUUACUGAGGAGAAAAUGAAGGUGGCACGAAUCUUAGGAUGGUGUAUAGAAAUGUAUCACACGUACCUUGUCAUCACGGAUGAUAUAAUGGAUAGAUCCUCGACCAGACGCGGUGUCCCAUGCUGGUACCGGCUCCCCUACGUGGGUGUCGACAGCGCUAUCAAUGACUCUGUCCUCGUCUAUUCUUCGGUCUUCGAAAUACUGCGCAUGAAGUUUCGACAGCUGCCGGAGUAUCAAGAUAUAUUUCACCGUUUUAAAGAGGCAAGCCUGCUAACAGCAAUAGGUCAGUACUUAGACCACACAAUGGCCAAAAGAAAGAAAAACGACUACAGUAUGUUCACCAUGCAACAUUAUGAAACUAUUGCGAAAUACAAGACGUCGUUUUACACGUUUUGGCUCCCUGUCGACUUAGGUUUCUUGCUAGCCAAUGCAACUAACGAGACGGUCAUUGGGAGAUCGAAAGAAAUAUGUUUCGAAAUAGGAAAGUUGUACCAAAUGCAGGACGAUUACAUAGACUGCUACAGUGACGCAUCCGUAUCCGGAAAAAUUGGCACAGACAUUCAAGAAGGCAAAUGCACUUGGUUGGCCGUCACAGCAUUACAGCAUUUUAAUCCCGUACAAAGAGAAUUAUUUCAGAAAUUUUAUGGUAGCGCGAAUAGGGAGCAUGUCCAAAAAAUCAAAUGGCUCUAUAACGAAGUAGCAUUACCACAAAUCUACAGAGAUAAGGAAAGGGCAUGUUAUAACAAUAUCGUAUGUCAAGCGGAAGAAAGAACCAUCGACCAGCGAUCACGUCAGCAACGAUCUCGCAUCCACUUGACCAGCUUCCGUCACAGCGAUCUCACUAGAAACUAUGACGAUUACGUCCGAUCGGAAUCAGCAACGAUCUCGCACGAAGGAUAG
This is a messenger RNA of Hyposmocoma kahamanoa, 1229 nucleotides long. Its product is annotated as farnesyl pyrophosphate synthase-like. Lineage: Eukaryota; Metazoa; Arthropoda; Insecta; Lepidoptera; Cosmopterigidae. Gene Ontology annotation, molecular function: (2E,6E)-farnesyl diphosphate synthase activity; dimethylallyltranstransferase activity. The record is from RefSeq and is a predicted model, not a curated record. Gene Ontology annotation, cellular component: cytoplasm. Gene Ontology annotation, biological process: trans, trans-farnesyl diphosphate biosynthetic process. The coding region runs from base 60 to 1229 and encodes 389 amino acids. The transcript has 6 exons.